Messenger RNA from Oryzias melastigma (Indian medaka), 1269 nucleotides. RefSeq names its product tetraspanin-2. Gene Ontology annotation, cellular component: membrane. NCBI's taxonomy places the organism in Eukaryota, Metazoa, Chordata, Actinopteri, Beloniformes, Adrianichthyidae. The record is from RefSeq and is a predicted model, not a curated record.
CCCCUCAUUACAAUGAUAAAAGGGGGCGGUGUGGAAAGACUCUAAGCGGAUCCUGCAGUGUUUUGUGCGGCUGUGCGUGUGCGCGUGCGUAUAGAGGGGAGUGAGAAAGACACAGAGAGGACGGCGCUCCUUGUCGCCCAACUGGCUAGUAGUCUGUUAUUGUCCCAGAGCGCGGCUUUCUGCAGCUUUCUGGUUGGAAUACACUGAGAUACUCCAACGCCGAUCAUCCGACAUGGGGAAGGUGGAAGGAGGAAUGAAAUGCGUGAAAUACCUUCUGUUCGUGUUCAACUUCAUCUUCUGGUUAAUGGGAUCCUUCGUGCUCGCAGUUGGACUGUGGCUUCGUUUUGACCCACAAACUGUUUCUCUGCUCAAUGACAGCAAGGCUCCAGACACCUUUUUCAUUGGUGUGUACAUUCUGAUUGGUGCUGGCAGUUUGGUGAUGAUGGUUGGUUUCUUCGGAUGUUGUGGAGCUGUCAGGGAGUCUCAGUGCCUGCUGGGCUCAUUCUUCGCGUGUCUGUUGAUCAUCUUUGGGUCUGAAGUGGCUGCUGGGGUGUUUGCUUUCCUCAGUAAAGAGAAGAUCAUUAAGGAUAUUCAGAGCUUCUACAAAGAUGCCUACGAAACGAACAACACAGCAGUCUUGACCUUUCACAAUGCGCUGAAAUGUUGUGGAACUACACAAAGUCCGUGUCCAGAGGUGACAUCGAAUACAAAGAACUGUGAGGCAGAAAUUAACGAGUUCUUCAGCAAUAAACUCUACAUUAUUGGCUAUGUGGGCAUCGCCAUCGCUGGAGUCAUGAUCAUCGGGAUGAUUUUCAGCAUGGUGCUCUGCUGUGCCAUUCGCAACAGCAGGGAGGUCAUCUGAGCCGGGUUAUUGCCCCCCAUUUCUCUCAAUAGACUUGGAAUAAAACAUCAGUUCUUGUCAGAAAUCAUAACAGGGACCAAGGAAAUUUAAGAACAGAAUUCCUCUUUUUUUACCGUUCAGCUUUCUCCUGAUUCCUUCAUUUCAUUUUUUUCUCCUGUUUUCAGUUUUCAGUGUCCAAUACUGUUACUGUGUAGGACUUUCCCAUCCUGACGGGGAACUCUUUAGUUUAUCUUGACCUGACAUUCUGUCAAAUAAUUCUUCCUCGCUGCCAUUUGGACAACACUAGAAUCUUCACCCACAUGCUGUUACAGCAGCUUUUUCACACGGCUUUGACACUGACCCCUAGUCGGUGGGAAAAUUGCACCUGAGGUCCAAAAAAAAAAAAAAUUUGCAACACACAGCGGUGC